AACUAUAACAAUUUUGGUUAACCUGUUCGUGGUGUAUCUUCUGUGGGUGCAGAUAACUUGUUUAUAAGGUUCAUUUAAAAAACAGACAGAGAGACAGGUAGACUUGCCAUUUUUAUUCCAACCGCCAGUGGGAGACGUUAGAGCUGCGCCUGCCUCACGUGUUUUCGUCUUCGUGUUACCCGCUAUCACAGCGAAGUGGGGAAAAAAAUACAAUUACUGGCGCAAAAUGAAGAAAAUAUUUACCGCUGAACAAAUAUCGGACUGGUUCACUUCAGGGAACAGGUUUGCGAACAUUAAACUCACAGAAGAAGUGGCUGAGAGGAAGUCAGACGAUGAACCAUCGUCGAAAGAGAGCAGGUGAUCCUUUCCACCAACAUUGCAGAGAGUUCAGUGACUGUUCCAGAUGUCAAAUAUGUUAUUGACUUCUGUCUGGUUCGCCAAUUGGUGUGUGACCCGGAUACCCAUUACGAGUCUCUGCAUCUCACCUGGGCCUCCAAAACCAGCUGCAACCAACGCAGAGGUCGGGCAGGUCGAGUGUCAAAGGGCUACUGUUACAGACUUGUUACCAAAGAGUUUUGGAAAAAGGAAAUCCCAGACUACAUGAUUCCCGAGAUGCUGCUUGCUCCGCUCUCCACUGUCUUGUUGAAAGUGAAGCUGCUGGACAUGGGAGAUCCCCGCUCCCUCCUCUCCACAGCACUCUCACCUCCCAACCUCUCUGACAUAGUUAGGACUGUGCUGCAACUCAAAGAGAUGGGUGCGCUGUCUGUGAAAAGUGAAAGCAGAGGUCAAAAUGAAGAUGGUGAGCUGACAUUCCUGGGCCGAGUGCUGGCUCACUUGCCUUUAGACCUGUACCUGGGGAAGAUGAUUGUCCUGGGCCACGUCUUUGGUUGCCUGGAUGAGUGCCUCAUCAUUGCUGCCUCUCACUCUCUGAAGAGCUUCUUUGCGAUACCGUCCAUGCAGCAGAUUGCUGGCCAUAGGAGCAAGCUGGCUUUUACCCGUGGCACACCAAGUGAUUCCAUAGCUUUCCUAAAUGCCUUCAAGGCAUGGCACUCAGCCAAGAAGAAAGGACAGCUGAGGCACCCAAAGGAUGAACUGGACUGGGGAAAGGAGAACUUCAUUCAGAUCAAGAGGAUCAGAGAGGUUGCAGAGCUGUAUGAGGAGCUGAAGAAGCGUGUGUCCCAAUUCAACAUGAAUGUAGCAGAGGAAAGCCAGUUCUCAGACUACACCAGUGCACGCAAGCAGGCAUUCAUUCUUCAGGUGGUCAUUGCUGGUGCGUACUACCCAAACUACUUUCUCCAGGUGGAUAUAGAUGAAGCCCUGGCUUCCAGAGAGCUGAGUGGCUUCAACCCCAGAACGACAGUGAUGUUGAGGAACCUUCCACCGUACAGUUUCCUGUAUUACAAGCAGCUGCAGUGCCUGUUCCGCCUCUGUGGACAGGUCAAAGCCAUUUCCUUUGAUAGCUCCAGAGCAUAUGUGGAGUUCUACAGGACAUCCCAGGACUCUGGUGUGCUACCUGAAGUGUCUCUUGCCCUCCUGCUGGCCCAUCAGAGCCCUGCAAUGGAGCUGUCAGUCUACCCCAUUGAACAAAUAGAAAACUGUGCUGGGAACAGACACAUAACUCACAUGAAAUAUUCACGCGUGAAUGUUGACUUCCAGAGCCAGUCUGUCUGCCCAGUGGGAGUGGUCAGCAGCACCAUCGACCCCGCCAAGCUACCCCCCAAUCGCUUGUUUGUGGUGAACAUCACAAAAGUGGUGGAGGUUGGUCAUUUCUGGGGGUUCCAAGCAGAUGAAGCCAGCUUGGAAAAACAGCGCCAAAUGACAGCAGAUAUUAACACAUGCACGCUGCAUCCUUUAACUGUGUCGCUCUACCCCAACCUGCUGUGCCUGGCUCCCUACUCUGAGUUCAGUGAGCAGAACAUGUACUACCGUGCCAAGAUCCUACACAUGCGUGGCAACACAGUGGAGGUCUUCUUUUUGGACUAUGGCAACAAUGAGAUCGUUUCCUGCAGCAGCCUCAGAGAGCUGCCGUCUGAUCUGCUGUCUCAUCCUUUCCAGGCUCAGGAGUUCCAGGUCACUGGUAUGCGUCCUUCAAAUCAGUCCAUCAUUCUGGGGAACCAGUGGAGCAGCCGCGCCCGCAACCGCUUCAUCAAUCUAGUGAAGGGCCAAUCUCUCAUCAUGUCCCUGUACUCCAUCCUCUAUGGUGUGAUGCGUGUGGAUCUGCUCAUCCACUCUGAGACAGCAAACACCAGCGUGGUAGACUUGCUGGUGGAAGAAGGACAUGCUGUGAAGGCUGAAGAGAGCUUUGACUCCAAGCAAAACCAUGAGGUGCUGAUGUCUCUGUACAAGGACAUGGAGGAAGGUACAUAUGUGCCCAACUCUGUAAGCAACACCUGGAGCAACCGCAAAAAAGAGGAGAAGGAGCUCAUCGACAGCCUGCUUACCCACUUUUCCAAGCAACCCCAGUCCUAUUCCAGGACAAAAGUUCGUCUGCAUGGACCAACCAGUCCUCAUAUGAUGAGCUUCCACAGCUUGAGGAGCAACACGCUCUACAAGACUGUAUGUAUAGAGAAGAACAGCAUCAACUCCUUGGCUCUGAAUGAAAACCCACAUUGCAGUCAUCAGAAGAUGCUGGUGGCUGGGACUGUGUCAGUCAGCUCCACAGGUACCCGUAUUCUGCUGAGAGACACCUCCAUUUUGCCAGACAUCCCUGGACUGCCUGCACUUGUAAUGAUGCUCUUCACUCCCAUCAUGGAGCUACGCACUGAUGAAGAGAGAACCUGCUACACUGGGGCACUCUGUGGCUUAGGCUUCAACAGUCAGAAACAGGAGGCCAUCCUGCUUGAACAUGACAUCGAACUGUCCUUUGAUGUGAAGAUUGAUGUUGACGACAUCACUGAGAUAAAUGCUCUACGAAUGGCUAUAAACCACCUCGUGUGCGAAGGCCCCAAUGGCACUCUGCAUCUGGGGACUGACAGGAUCAGGCAGCUGCAGGAGGACUGUCGGGACCGCCUCAUCAGACUGUUCACGAAGUCUCCGCCAAGGGAAGCGAUUGCUCCCCAGUUGUUUGAAAAACUGGGAAAAUGGAACCAGGUGGAUCCUUCUCUGAGGAUGGACAUCGUGGAGCCGAGAGGUGGAAACGCCAGAGCCGUUCUCUACCAGCUACACCCUGUAACUGUGCUCAACAACUAAAAAUGAUUGUUUAAGUAUUUAGAAAUUGUUUAAAUGUUGCAUUGUGAUUUGGUUAACUUCAAUUUUACUUUAACUGUUGUUCGGAGGAGGUUUUUUUUUUUUCCCCACACAAGUUUCAAGUCCAAUUUUUGUUGUAGCUUUCAUCCUAACAGGAAAAUCCUCCUUCCUUUCUUCAUUUACGGUUACUUAGACACUUCCUGUUUAACUUGGUGGCUGCUGAAGUUCAUUGAUAAGAUUCAGCCUCUUUGCCUUGUUGUGUUUCUGCAGUUGGUCAUUAAAAAUAGUUGUCUGCAACAGA
Haplochromis burtoni (Burton's mouthbrooder) is the source of this 3487-nucleotide messenger RNA. RefSeq names its product tudor domain containing 9 (gene tdrd9). Gene Ontology annotation, molecular function: ATP binding; RNA binding. The record is from RefSeq and is a predicted model, not a curated record. Gene Ontology annotation, cellular component: intracellular anatomical structure. NCBI's taxonomy places the organism in Eukaryota, Metazoa, Chordata, Actinopteri, Cichliformes, Cichlidae.